Messenger RNA from Sphaeramia orbicularis (orbiculate cardinalfish), 1891 nucleotides. RefSeq names its product enolase 1a, (alpha) (gene eno1a). Gene Ontology annotation, molecular function: magnesium ion binding; phosphopyruvate hydratase activity. The transcript has 12 exons. Gene Ontology annotation, biological process: glycolytic process. Bases 141 to 1439 code for a protein of 432 amino acids. The record is from RefSeq and is a predicted model, not a curated record. NCBI's taxonomy places the organism in Eukaryota, Metazoa, Chordata, Actinopteri, Kurtiformes, Apogonidae. Gene Ontology annotation, cellular component: phosphopyruvate hydratase complex.
GUCGCUCCGUGUUGUCGGUGCUUCCUGAUUCCGUCCACUUAUGAACGAGCACCGGACGUCACGAGCGCCUUCUCUGCCUGCCGCACGAGAGAAAGACAGCACCGUCCUUGCACACAGUUAGGCCGGAAAGAUCCAGAACCAUGUCCAUCCUGAAGAUCCACGCUCGUGAGAUUUUUGACUCCCGUGGCAACCCCACUGUGGAGGUCGAUCUCUACACCAAGAAAGGUCUUUUCAGAGCUGCAGUGCCCAGCGGUGCUUCCACCGGCAUCUAUGAGGCUCUGGAGCUCCGUGACAAUGACAAGACACGCUACAUGGGAAAAGGUGUCUCAAAAGCUGUUGAUCAUAUCAAUAAAACUAUUGCACCUGCACUGGUUAACAAGAAUGUGAGCGUUCUGGAGCAGGAGAAGAUUGACAAGCUGAUGCUGGACAUGGAUGGCACAGAAAACAAGUCUAAGUUUGGUGCUAAUGCCAUCCUGGGCGUCUCCCUGGCUGUGUGCAAGGCUGGUGCAGCAGAGAAGGGCGUGCCUCUCUACCGCCACAUCGCUGACCUGGCUGGAAACCCUCAAGUCAUCCUCCCCGUCCCUGCUUUCAAUGUCAUCAAUGGCGGUUCUCAUGCAGGCAACAAACUGGCCAUGCAGGAGUUCAUGAUCCUGCCUGUGGGAGCCAGCAGCUUCAAGGAGGCCAUGCGUAUUGGUGCUGAAGUCUACCACAACCUGAAGAAUGUCAUCAAGGAGAAAUACGGCAAGGACGCCACCAAUGUCGGAGAUGAGGGAGGCUUUGCACCCAACAUCCUGGAGAACAAGGAGGCUCUGGAGCUGCUGAAGAAUGCCAUCGCUAAGGCUGGCUACACUGACAAGAUUGUGAUUGGCAUGGACGUGGCUGCCUCAGAGUUCUACAAAGAUGGCAAGUAUGACCUGGACUUCAAGUCACCUGAUGACCCCAGCCGCUACAUCAGCCCUGAUCAGCUGGCUGACCUCUACAGGAGCUUCGUCAAAGAUUACCCUGUGGUGUCCAUUGAGGACCCCUUUGACCAGGAUGACUGGGGGGCGUGGUCCAAAUUCACAGCCAGCACCAGCAUCCAGGUGGUGGGUGAUGACCUCACAGUCACCAACCCCAAACGUAUUUCUAAGGGUGUGGCCGAAAAAGCCUGCAACUGCCUGCUGCUCAAAGUCAACCAGAUCGGCUCCGUUACAGAGUCCCUGCAGGCCUGCAAGAUGGCCCAGAGUAACGGCUGGGGUGUGAUGGUCAGCCACCGCUCAGGAGAGACGGAGGACACCUUCAUCGCCGAUCUGGUGGUUGGUCUCUGCACUGGACAGAUCAAGACAGGUGCACCUUGCCGAUCUGAACGUUUAGCCAAGUACAACCAGCUGCUCAGGAUUGAAGAGGAGCUCGGUGACAAGGCCCGUUUCGCAGGCCAGAACUUCAGGCACCCCAUCUGAGCUCGUCUUCCUCCUUGGGCCUCUGCGUGUUCAUUGCUCAUACUAAAUAAUCCCCACAAAUAUACGCCACACUAGGUCGCCUGCCCUGUCUGGAGAGAAGGAUAUGAAGAGAACACUGCUGAAAUCCAAGGUCCAAGUCUGAUCUGUGGCGUGGAGAGGCUGCAGGAUGUCUAAGUUCAUCACAGUUUGACUCAUCCUCAAGAUAUGCUUUAGCUCCUGAAUAGUGUGGGUCCCUAUGUUUGUGUCUGUGUAACUGUGUGAGAGAUUUUUGUUUAGCUUUUGUGAGUUGUAGUGAUUCUUGGUCCUCUACUGAGUAUUUGAGCUACUGUAACUUUAGUUGGGCUCUACCUCCAACAGUGGUAAGAGUACUGUUACGUGCAAUGUAUCGCAUCUGACAAGGUCUUGUGUUGCUGUACGCGUUGGCAGAAUAUGUAUUAAACAAUAUAGUUUGA